Molecule: messenger RNA, 747 nt
Organism: Talaromyces rugulosus
Lineage: Eukaryota; Fungi; Ascomycota; Eurotiomycetes; Eurotiales; Trichocomaceae
Exons: 2
Coding region: 1-747 (248 amino acids)
Biological process (GO): regulation of translational initiation
Cellular component (GO): cytoplasm; eukaryotic translation initiation factor 3 complex
Molecular function (GO): ribosome binding; translation initiation factor activity
Source: RefSeq, a predicted model, not a curated record
AUGGCCACCACCGCCUUUGACAAGUGCGAUGCGCGGCCAGCGCACAUCGACGCCAUUCUCAACGGACUCGACCGGUACAAUCCUGAGACGACGACUGUGUUCCAGGACUACGUUGUGCAGCAGUGCGAGGACCGGACAUUUGACUGCUAUGCGAAUUUGGCACUUUUGAAGCUGUACCAAUUCAACCCCCACCUCCUCCAACCCGAAACAACAACCAAUAUCCUCGCCAAAGCCCUGACGGUGUUCCCCUCACCGGCGUUUUCGCUCUCGCUCUCCCUUCUCCCCGCGCACACACAGCCCUUUGGCUCCAGCGACAACAAUGCUGCAGCAGCAUCGCAAACCUCUGAUUUUGUAGAGUCCAUCCAAAAACUCACGCGGCUCAACACGCUGCUCGAAUCGGCACAGUACUCGCUCUUUUGGAACUCGUUCAAUUCCGACGACCUGUAUGCCGACCUGGUCGCCGACGUGGCCGGUUUCGAGGAACUGGUGCGCGUGCGCAUCGCGGUCGAAGUCGGCAAGGCCUUUCGCGAGGUUAGCGCAGAUGUGCUGUCCGGAUGGCUGGAUUUGAAGAGCCGCGAGGCCCUGGAGAAGUUUGUCACGGAUGUCUGUGGAUGGCAGGUUGAUGGGUCUGUUGUGCAUGUGCCCAAGAACCGUGAGAAUGAGGCCAGGUCGGAGAUUAAGAGUGAGCGUGUUGGUGUGGAUAUGUUUGGGCGUGUUAUUCGCCGCGGGUUUGAGCAGCCUGCUUAA